Molecule: messenger RNA, 1099 nt
Organism: Fusarium redolens
Lineage: Eukaryota; Fungi; Ascomycota; Sordariomycetes; Hypocreales; Nectriaceae
Exons: 3
Coding region: 1-1002 (333 amino acids)
Source: RefSeq, a predicted model, not a curated record
AUGCUGUCUCGAAAUCAAGGUGGGGUUAGCAGCCCGAAAGACUUAGACAUCGAACAUUACAGUGCAUUCGAGCGUGCUCUGCGACGCACAUUGGAGACUGAUGUAGCAGAGCAAAUAUAUGCAGAAGUGGUUGAUGGCUUACCAUUGAAAGCCUCAUAUUUGGAUUUCCAGUUUCCGCAAGACGGGCAUCCUGCACUUGAACACGAGGAACUUUCGGAGGGCUUGCUUGAAGCAUUCAGGAAAACGUCACCUCAGUCUAAAGAAUUUUAUUUGAGGCUUCUGGAGCUCCUUGCAGUUAGCUGCCAUAAGUUCGCGGUUGAGAUCUUUCAGCUCGACGAUGUUACCCAAAGACAUAAAAUCUACGAUGCUUGGAGAGAUUCUCCGCGAGAUAUGACGAAAUGGGACUCAUUCCGAGACCCAACGGCUUUUUCGCAUGGACCUUACAUUGCAGUUGAUCAAUAUCCAAACGGGGCUGCAGAUAGUGUAGGAUACUGGGUUGAAGCCAGAACAUUUGGUAGCGUCGUUGUGUUCGACAGAGGUGAAGAUGGCACCGCGAGUCGACAAAUAUACUUCCAUGGAUGCCGCAGAAAGGGACCACGAACGAUAUAUCCUCCAACAGACCAGCAAUUCGAACAAAUGAUUCACUUUCUUAUUGACGACAGUGACGGUCAUGAUACAGUCUCGGCCCAUCCUUUCCCUAUCCUAGCGACAUCGCAGAACCGUUGGCGCUGGGAUCCUUGGGAGGCAAUGACGCACUACAAUAUCUAUCGUGACAAAUUUGAGCAUAAAGUCAGCUCCACAAAGAGGAAGACGUGUGUUCUUGACUCUAUUGACUGGCCCGAGGUCAAAGAUAACUUGUUCCUUAUAAAUGCGAUGCAUGAUCGCUUGGAGGGGAAGCCAGUGGAUGAAGACGAGAUUGCUGCAGCUAAAGAGGGGCUGACCAAGAUUACUCCCUCAUCGCCGCUAUGGUCAAACGAAGCGCGGAGAUACCAGGGAAUAUAGAAGAUGAAGAUGUUUAUCAAUUAAAAGCCCUUUUUCUUUAUAGUAGCUAUUACCAGAGGGUUGUUCAUGAAUUAAUCUCUGUGUUGGGAGAAAAUCG